Paramecium pentaurelia is the source of this 1070-nucleotide messenger RNA. The record is from the annotation of a GenBank genome assembly. NCBI's taxonomy places the organism in Eukaryota, Ciliophora, Oligohymenophorea, Peniculida, Parameciidae.
AAUGAGUAGACAGAGGGUAAACUCCAAGUAUUUAAAUUAUUAUUACAAAUAGGUCACCUACUGUAAAUAAGUAGAUUAGAAAACAUAGUAAGGAUUCAGAUUCAAGUUCUUCAGAAAGAAGGUAUGGAAAAUUUUGGAAACCUAAUGAGGAUGCUCUUUUAAUUGAAUUACACACUAAACAUAAUGGCAACUGGCGUUUAAUUGCAGAGGAAAUCACUGGAAGGAACUUAAGUCAAUGUUAACAAAGAUGGAAGCGUAUAAAUCCAAAUAAGGUAGAAUUUGAAAGGUUAUAUAUAUAUAGACUAAAUUACGUAAAUAGUGGAGUGAUGAAGAGGACAAACGUGUGAUUCUUUUUGUUCAAUAAUAUGGUCGGAAUUGGAAAGUUAUAGAAGGAUUUAUGGAAGGCAGGUCAAGUAAAUAGAUUAGAGAAAGAUUUUUAAAUAAUUUGGAUCCAGAGAUUAAUCAUUAAAAAUUUACACCUAUGGAAGAUAAAAUAAUUUUAGAAUAGUAUCGAAUAUAUGGUCCAAAAUGGAGUGAGAUUGCUAAGAUGUUAGAUAGAAGACCAGUAAUUAUGUUAUUAUAAACAUAGGAAAACUAAGUGAAGAAUAGAUUUUAUUCGUUUAUUAAGAGAGUACAUAUGUUAGAAGAGAAAUCAGAUGAUGAUGAUAAUGAUGGUGAUUCUUCAUUUUCUGAAUAACCUAACAUUCCAUAACCUAUACCAAUUUAUUAACCUUUAGAAACUAUUUAAUCAAUUAAGGAGGAACAUGAUAAUACAAAGAAUGAUUCAAUAAGGAAUGAUUCAUUUAUGAAUAUUCAAAAUAGAACUCCUUCACAUAGAAUUCAACCAUCAAUUAAUUUAAUUUAAGGAUUAGAUUCUUUUGAUUCAAAAUAAUUUGAAGGUAUUCAUUCUUAAGACAUAUCUCCUUUCCAUUAAAGAAGAAUCUUAAUGGAUUAUAGUCCAAUUAAUUUUGAGUAUGCUCAUCAUCAUCCAAAUUUCGAUAAUGUUUAAGAAGAAGUGAAAGAAUUGAGGAGUUAAAUUGAAUGUAUUAGCUUAGAAAAGAUCAAUUGAU